Fonsecaea nubica is the source of this 1095-nucleotide messenger RNA. RefSeq lists its product as hypothetical. The record is from RefSeq and is a predicted model, not a curated record. Bases 1 to 1095 code for a protein of 364 amino acids. Lineage: Eukaryota; Fungi; Ascomycota; Eurotiomycetes; Chaetothyriales; Herpotrichiellaceae. Gene Ontology annotation, cellular component: kinetochore; Mis6-Sim4 complex. The transcript has 2 exons.
AUGGCUGUGGUUGCGUCCCCUCCCCUACCGUCAAUGGAUGUGAUGAUGAGCGACUCUCCAGACGAUGAGAUUGCCCAAGUCAGAGCUGAAAUUGAAAAACUCACCCAACAGCGCAAACUCCUGACGGCUUCUUUGCUUGCAUCAACAAAAAUCCAGUCGCGCCUCUCAGAUCAAUCUCCAGCCUCGAACGCAUCCUCAAACGACCACAAUCCUCUACAACCGGAAGACCUAUACCAGCACUCCCAAACGAACGCCCACCGGCUCGCUUUUGGUGUGACCUCAUUCCCUUUCCACGAUCCCUCCCCCGAAUUGCAGUCGCGGAACCCGCUACUCGGGAUCAGGAUUGACAUCUGCAAUCGCAAAGGCCUUUUCGAUAGUCCUUAUUAUAUAUUCUGCGUCCGGGCCAGAGACACAGGAAAUGAGUUGCGGAUCCACCGACACACCAUUCCGGCGCUGGUGCCUUUGGAGCACUAUGAAAAGCAGUAUCUUCCUGGGUCUGAUGAAGAAGGAUUCGGUGGUUCAGACGACUCUGGACUCAACGUCUACGAAGGGGCAACACCAACGAAACAAGAUCUCCACACUCUCGUUUCUCGGGUCAGAUAUGAUCUUGUGAACUGGCGACUGAGGCGAGACGCAACAGAAUGGCUACAAGAGGAGUUGGAGAUUCCGGAGCUCCCCACAAGACCUUCUAAAGAUCAAGUAGAAGAUGCGAAAGCCAACAACGAUAAACCCAUUGACGGGGGUCUGGGCUCCCCCGAAAGCGUAGAAAAUGACCCAGAUCGUGGAUCUGAUGACGAAGACGACGACGAAGAGGAGAACCUCGCUGGAAAAUUCAACGUAUGCUCCCUUACUGCCCUGGAGGUGGACGCACGACAGCUCCGUAUCGUUUGGUCCGAUGACCGCGUAGGUCGGAUCAAAAUCUCCGACAAUGGAAAGAUCGAGAAGGCCGUUGUUAUUGGCUUGGACGGCAAUAGGGUCAAGGAUAUUGAGAGGAUUCUGAUGGGUGACGGUGAGGGAAGCGUUCAUCUUUAUGACUUGGUGGGCCGGCUGGAGGAGGUGUAUAAGAAAUCUGCUGGAAUGAAGACCGUGGAAUGA